Erinaceus europaeus (western European hedgehog) is the source of this 3251-nucleotide messenger RNA. RefSeq names its product MAM domain containing 2 (gene MAMDC2). Gene Ontology annotation, cellular component: membrane. The record is from RefSeq and is a predicted model, not a curated record. Lineage: Eukaryota; Metazoa; Chordata; Mammalia; Eulipotyphla; Erinaceidae. The transcript has 14 exons. The coding region runs from base 253 to 2316 and encodes 687 amino acids.
AAAGACCUGCCGUUGGCCAGCGUCUGCGGGCCGGUCCCAGCCUUCAGAUCCCAGAGCGAGGCCCGGCGUGCAGCCUCCCGGCCCGCGUCCCCACCGUGCGCAGCAGCCUGCUCCACGCCCAGUCAGCCCGGCCUCGCCCGCUCCACUGCGGGACCCGCUGCGCGGCUCGACCCCCCUCUCGCUGAGCCCUGGGCGAAGCUGGGCAACCGCGUGCACCCCUCUGCAGCCUCCCCUGACCUCACCAAGUGCAGGAUGUUGCUGCUAAGGGGAGUCCUCGUGGCUGUGCAAGCCCUGCAGCUGGUAGGCGCCCUGGACCUGCCCGCGGGCUCCUGUGCCUUUGAAGAGAACACUUGUGGCUUUGACUCAGAGUUGGCCUCCCAGCCCUGGAUGCUGAAUGAGGAAGGCCAUUAUAUUUAUGUAGACACCUCCUUUGCCAAGCAGGGGGAGAAAGCCGUGCUGGUAAGUUCUGACUUACAGGCUGAGGAAUGGAGCUGCCUUCGAUUGGUCUACCAGAUAACUACUUCUGAGGGGUCUCCAUCAAAUCCUAGCCAGCUCAACCUCUAUGUGAGAUUUGAAGAUGAAAGCUUUGAUCGUUUGCUUUGGUCAACUAAGGAAACUUCAGACAGCUGGCUCAUAACCAGCCUGGAUUUGCAAAGCAGUCCUAAGAAAUUCAAGAUUUUAAUAGAGGGUGUGCUAGGACAAGGAGCCACAACCAGCAUCGCCCUCUUUGAAAUCAAGAUGACAGCUGACUACUGUAUUGAAUGUGAUUUUGAGGAAAAUCAUCUCUGUGGUUUCGUGAAUCGCUGGAACCCCAAUGUGAACUGGUUUGUUGGAGGAGGAAAUAUUCGGAAUUCACAUUCCAUUCUCCCUCAUGAUCACACCUUCAAGAGUGAGCUGGGCCAUUACAUGUAUGUGGACUCCGUUUAUGUCAAGCACUUCCAGGAGGUUGCGCAGCUUAUCUCCCCGAUGACCACAGCCCCCAUGUCCGGCUGUCUGUCCUUCUACUACCAGCUCCAGCAGGGGAACGACAAUGCCUUCUCUCUUUACACUCGAGAUGUGACUGGCCUCUAUGAGGAGAUCUGGAAAAUGGACAGUCCAGGGAACACUGUCUGGAACCUUGCCGAGGUCGAGUUCAGUGCCCCAUAUCCCAUGGAGGUGAUUUUUGAAGUGGCAUUUAAUGGUCCCAAAGGAGGAUAUGUUGCCCUGGAUGAUAUUUCUUUCUCACCUGUACACUGCCAAAAUCAGAGUGAGCUUUCUUUUAGUACCUUGGAAGCAAGCUGCGAUUUUGAGGAAGAUUUCUGCAACUUCUACCAAGACAAAGAAGGACCGGGCUGGACCCGAGUGCAAGGAAAGCCAAACAUCUAUCGGGCUGGGGAUCAUACUUCUGGUUUAGGGUAUUAUUUGUUGGCCAACACGAAGUUGACAUCUCAGCCUGGCUAUAUGGGAAGACUCUAUGGCCCCUCCCUUCCAGGCAACUUACCAUAUUGCUUACGUUUUUACUACGCCAUCUAUGGGUUUUUUAAAAUGAAUGACACCUUAACAGUUUACCUCUUUGAAGAGAACCACGUGAUUCAAGAGAAGAUCUGGUCUGUGCAGGAAUCCCCCAGGGGCAUUUGGCUGCGAGCUGAAAUCACAUUUCAGAAGCCCAUGUCUGCCAAGGUCGUUUUCUUGAGCCUGUGCAAAAGUUUUUGGGACUGUGGACUUGUUGCUCUGGACGACAUUACAAUAGAGUUGGGAAGCUGCUCAGCUGCAGAGAAGUUUCCACCUCCACCUGGUGCAUGCACUUUUGAACAAGAUGAAUGUGCAUUUACUCAAGAGAGAAGAAACCGAAGCAGCUGGUACAGGAGGAGAGGAGAAACGCCCACCUCCUACACAGGCCCGAAGGGAGAUCACACUACUGGGGUAGGUUAUUACAUGUACAUUGAGGCCUCCCACAUGGUACAUGGGCAGAGAGCUCGUCUGCUCUCCAGGCCUCUGAGAGGAGUCCCCGGGAAACACUGCUUGGCCUUUUUCUACCACAUGUACGGAGCGGGGACAGGCCUGCUGAGUGUAUAUUUGAAAAAAGAAGGUGACCAUGAAGAGACUCUCUUAUGGAGAAGGAGAGGGGAGCAAAGCAUUUCCUGGCUCCGAGGUCUGGUGGAAUAUAGCUGUGAGAGACCACACCAGAUAAUUUUUGAAGCCAUUAGGGGAGUGUCAAUAAGAAGUGAUAUUGCCAUUGAUGAUGUUAAAUUCCAAGCAGGAUCUUGUGCAGAAAUGGAAGACGUAGCUCCACAGUCAUCAGGAUAUUCUGAGGAUGUAAAUGAAAUUGAGUACUAAGAAAUUAUCUGAUUUGGGUGACUUGCACAAAAAGCCGUACCUCUUGUCAAUCCAAACGAAAGCAAGACAAGUUGCUACAGGACAGUCUUCACCAAUUCAUGCAUUAUGAAAGGACUUCAGAGCACUCUUCCUCAUUAGUUUUGCAAAACAUAUUGACUCAGGGCUUUUUUCCUCCCCUUUUUGCAAAUGACAACUGUUACUCCAAGUACAGGCUGCUGAUUUUUCAGAGAUUAUUCAUCUUAAUUUUGGUUCCAGUGAAAGCAACAAAUGUACUACUAUAUUUUAAGGUUUGCAAAGAAAGGGCACAGUCAAGAUGAAAUGUGCUCACUUAAGUCUGCAUUCAGUGAAUGUAUUGAGAAUAGAAUCGGUCUUGCGGGUUUCCAUUUGAGUGUCACAUAUCGUAAAUAUGUUUAAAGCAAUAAUGUGAGGUGCCAGUAAGAUCUGCAGGAUGAAUGCAGUUUUUUCAAGAUGGCAAGUUAGUCUAAGAAAAUAAAUUUUCUAUGUUUUAUUCAUAGAAAUUGAGUGUUAAUUAAAAUUUUUUUUUUUUUACCAUAUGUGAUAGCAAAGGAUCUUUGAUCAGGGUAAAACAGGAGUAAUUACUGCUCUAUUAUGAAGCAAUGCUGCCUUCUUUUUUCCCCAUUUGACUACUUUUGAAACUCACUAUGAUCAUAUGGAUAGAAACUGCACUUUUUUUUAAUAAGGCAAGCUUUAGUAUAUAUAUAUAUAUAUGUAUCCAUCCUCAAAAACAAUUUUGCAGAUUAUUUUAAUAAGUGUUUUGGUGAGGUCUCAAACAAUAUGAAUUCAAGACACAUGAAACUACUGCUUUUUAUUUACAAGUUUAGGAAACUGUGUAUCCGUGCUUGCAUAUCUGAGCAGGUAUCGUGAAACUAUAAAGUUAGCUAAUAAAAGAUCAUUUGAAACAUUGGUCAACAGCA